Molecule: messenger RNA, 1146 nt
Organism: Yamadazyma tenuis ATCC 10573
Lineage: Eukaryota; Fungi; Ascomycota; Pichiomycetes; Serinales; Debaryomycetaceae
Source: RefSeq, a predicted model, not a curated record
AUGGCCACCUUGGAGGAUUACUUCUCGUUUCAAGUGUUUCUCAUCGUGUUGAGAGAAACUCUCGAACUGGCCAUCAUUGUGUCAGUAUUGUUGGCAUUUCUACACCAGAGGCUGUCAGUUGACCCACCAGAAGCCGUUCCCGAUGAAUCACUCUCCAUCUACAAAUACUUGAGACUACAGGUUUGGAUAGGAGGAUUUUUGGGUUUGGUAUGCUGCCUAAUAUUGGGAUCUGUCAUUUUGAGCAUAUUCUACGUCAUUGGAAAUGACCUCUGGGCUGUGACCGAACACUACUGGGAAGGCACCUUUUCGAUUGUUGCCAGCAUCAUCAUUUCGGUGAUGGGAAUCAAGAUCUUGCGAGUCAAUAAGAUGCAGGAGAAAUGGAAGGCCAAGUUGACCACCAUCAUCAAGAAGUCGAAUUACCUCAAUAGGGUGGUAGCAGGCCAGAAAGGGUCUUUUGGCGAGUCUGUCGAUACGUUUAGCGAAAAAUAUUCCAUGUUCAUUCUCCCGUUCAUAACCACGUUGAGAGAAGGAAUGGAAGCCAUUGUGUUUAUUGGGGGCAUUGGAAUCAACGAAAACACCUCUGUGGCGUCCAUUGUGAUUUCCACAUUCACAGCCAUAAUUAUAGGUAGCAUCAUUGGGAUCUUGUUGUAUCGUACCGGGAACUCAUUGUCUUUACAGUGGUUCUUGAUGUGUUCCACUGGCCUUCUCUAUCUAAUUGCGGCAGGACUUUUCAGCAAGGGCGUGUGGAAUUUUGAAUUGCAGAAAUUCAUCGACCGUUGUGAUGGGUUUGACGUGAGUGAGACGGGCCAUGGUCCUGGGUCCUACGACAUCACCAAGAGCGUAUGGCAUGUGAACUGCUGUAACGGGGAACUUCAGGACGAUGGGGCCUUUUGGAUGAUAGCCACGGCCGUGUUGGGCUGGACCAACAGUGCUACGUACGGAAGUAUUUUCAGCUACUUGGGUUACUGGGUGGCCAUCAGCUGUGUGUUCACGUCGUUAGUGUUUGAAGAACGGCACGGUUACUUGCCGGUAAUCCCCGUAAAAUUACAGAAAAGGAGAAUUAAAAAGAAGCUUUUGGCCAAUCAGAUGAUAUACAAUAGUGUUGCCAGGGACAGUCUCGACUCCACCUCCGGCUUAAUGGCGUAG